Messenger RNA from Etheostoma cragini (Arkansas darter), 4082 nucleotides. RefSeq names its product relaxin-3 receptor 1. The transcript has a single exon. Bases 2518 to 3504 code for a protein of 328 amino acids. NCBI's taxonomy places the organism in Eukaryota, Metazoa, Chordata, Actinopteri, Perciformes, Percidae. The record is from RefSeq and is a predicted model, not a curated record. Gene Ontology annotation, molecular function: G protein-coupled receptor activity. Gene Ontology annotation, biological process: G protein-coupled receptor signaling pathway; immune response. Gene Ontology annotation, cellular component: membrane.
GAUGAAACGAAUGGAUUUCGUUGAACGAUGAAUCCUACUGACUUUGAUGAUCCUCAGACUUCCUCUAGUGCCACCAUCAGGACUAAAUGUUGGUGUGUCCAAUACUUUAAGGUAACAGAACUCAUCACAUUCCCAUCAGCCUUAGAUGUACUUCAUGUUAAGCGCUGAUUAGCACUUAAGCUAGCUAACACGCUAAACUCAGAUGGUGAACAUGGUGAACAUUAUACCUCAUAAACAUGAGCAUGCUAGCAUUGUAAGCAUGUUAGCACCCUGACGUCAGCAUCGAGCUGGUAGACUGAGUAAAACCGCUUCAUAUUUCUAUUAGAACAGCUGCUGUUUGGCUUUCAGAGCAGCUGAUCACAUGCAUGGCUCUGAAAUGUCUUUUGCUUUUAUCCCUGUCCAAAGAAAACCAUGUAUAUACAUUUGGAGAUUUUUAGUUUUCCAGAUACUUUAAUGGGUUGAGAGGAAUCUAUUUAUUACGCUAACUAAACCACAAAAAAGAUGAAUGGAAUUGGUGAAAAUGUGUGGUCACGGGGGAGAAAACUAGUUUUUCUUAGCCAUUUUAACAAUGCUGCUGUAUGUUACUGGAUUCCAGCCAGUUCGGUGGCAUCUGAAUUAAUGUAUGACGUAACUUUGAGUUCAUUAACUGAUGAUCUAUUGAGUGUACACUCACCCCAUAAACUCGCAGUGACUUGGUCAUAUUGAGAAAGAGGAAUUGACCCAUCAUACAUCCAGUCGUGCAUCAAAUCCACAUGUUAUGUAUUAGUUGUGCAUUUACUUACUGCGUGUUUGUUCCUGGAUUAUAAAGGUGUUGCUUCGACUUUCCACCCUGAUGAUGAAGCUGUUGAUCCUUUAGUUACCAUCGUGUUAGUUUGAUUGUCGAUCACGAGUAUUUGGAUGCUUGUUAACGUGGUCACAGUUUUCUCAAACCCAAUUUCAUUUCAUUUAAGAUUCUUACCUCACUCAUCAUGAUCAUCAUGAGACGGUGCAGCAGAUCAGGCACAUGAUGUGAGAGAGCAGACCGUGUUGAAUGUGUUUCUGUUGAAGGGCUCUAUACAUACUGAGGUCUAUAUGUGGUAAUCGCCAGUCUAAUCCUCCUCCAACUCCCAAGUUCCUAAUGUUAAGUGUCCACAGUUCCAUGCUGUGGCUCACAGUUGUUAGUUUUCUGAGGUAGAAGCUGGGGGAGGUUUUUUUUGUUUGAAAAUAUCAAAUUGCAUGCAGGGAUGGAUAAGCACAGGGCUGUUGCCAUCUCAAUCCCUCUCCAAUUUGAGUCACACAGAUGUGAACAUGUGCGGAGAAUAUGUAGAGCAGUUGUUUGCUGCAGCAUAUGUGUUUGCAGGUGUGAGGACACUGGGAAUAAGGCCACUUUUAUCAGUAGUUACUCUUAAAGGUGUUUUCAUAAAUCUCUAAUGGCAACCAUGACGAGUAGCUCAACACUUGGUUGUCAUGACCUAAAAUAGAUAAAAGGGAAAGUCAACAUUAUGUAUAUUAUGUCUGUAUGGAAACCUGAAAGUUCAGAUCCAGUCGUGUUUGAUGUCCGUUUGUAUGCUUUUUGUGUGUCAGUUCAGAGCGAGAGAAUAAAUUAAUUUAUAUAUUUUUUAGAAAAUGAAAGCUGUACUAUUAUUAAAAAAAAGGACUGUGGCCAAUAAAGAGUCUUACACAACAGAAAUAAUCUCAAAGUCAGACUCAAGUCGACAUCUGCACUCACUGCCUUAAAACAUUCAUAGGUUCUGUUUCACGGCUCCAAUCCGAGAAAAAUCAUAAAAAGGCUUUUCGAGGAGGCCAAGGAGAAGACGGUGUACAGUAGACCCUUGUCGGUUUGUACAAAUAUACUAAGUGAGAAAAAAAAUAUUUAUUACCUGCAUUGGAAGACAUUGUUUACUUAUUGAAUGUUACCUGUUUAUGUAGAAAAGUUUAGAUGUAAUAAAAUGCAUUGUGCUAGUUCUUCGUGUGUUUUCCCUUAUUUGAAACGAUGGGGCCUGGAGGAACCUGUUACCAUUGUAACAGCCUGUUACACUUAGAAAUGAACACUGGGUGGCAGUCGUUUCAUCCAACUUUUCCCCUGCUGUGAUGAUGCUAAACAUUUACGCACGCUCUGUUGGUUAUAGACGGUGCUUUUCUGGUUGUGACACCAGCUUUAUAUAACAUGAAUAUUUGCAAUUUUUAACUGCAUUUUUAUUUUUGUAUUUAAAGUGAUGGGGAAGCAUAACGCUUCUAGGAGCCUGCGUUACGCACCAGACUAAUGUGCGCCAAUAAACAGCUCAACCCCGUCAUUCCUGUCAUGCUGUCAGAGCAGUGAUGUUAGAGUAUAGUGUGGGUUGAAGAGGAUAGGAGGGAGGAGAGGACAGCAGGGUGGGGUGGACACAGACGGAGUAGCCUAUGGUAUGGCAUCAUGUACUAAAGUGGCACUCUAAGAUCCAGCUCUAUUUGGACAGAAAUGCUUUAUCUACUUUAAGUAUAGACUCCUCACUGACGAGAUUAUCUGUGUAAUUGUAGCCAACGUGAGCUGCUGACAUUAUGAAUGAAGAAAAUGAGAGCGCUUGUUUGAACAGGUCACUGAUGGAGGGGGGGUGCUUCAGCAACCUGGAGGACAUCGACGUGACAGCUGACGGUAGCCCGGUUCUGAGAUUCCUCAUCUGCCUUGUUUAUUCUGUUGUAUGCGCUGCGGGUCUGAUGGGCAACCUGCUGGUCAUCUUCUUCAUCAGGGUCAAACAAGAGAGGAAGAAGUCCACAGUGAACUUCUUCGUGCUCAACUUGGCAGUGACGGACCUGCAGUUCGUGCUCACUCUGCCCUUCUGGGCCGUGGACACCGUGCUGGACUUCAGCUGGCCGUUUGGAGACGCCAUGUGCAAAAUCAUCCUCUCGGUCACCGUGAUGAACAUGUACGCCAGCGUGUUUUUUCUCACUGCCAUGAGUGUGACCCGCUACUGCUCGGUCGCCUCGGCUCUGAAGAACAGAACCAGGCAGAAGUCCUGUCCCGCCAAAUGCACCUGCGCCAUCAUUUGGACACUGGCGACUCUGGCGACUGCGCCCACGUCCAUUUUCUCCACUGUCAGCAACGUAACUGGAGAAAAACUCUGUUUGCUGAGGUUUCCUGGGGGUCAGUACUGGUUAGCAGUUUAUCACAUACAGAAGAUACUAGUUGGCUUUGUCUUGCCAAUGUCCAUCGUGUCCAUCAGCUACAUCAUGCUGCUGCGUUUCAUUCGCAAUCGGAGUAUGAAAACAAGCAACCCCAAACGGAGAUGCCAAGUCACAAAAUCUAUCACCAUCGUCGUGUUGUCCUUCUUCCUGUGCUGGAUGCCGAACCAUGCCAUCACCUUGUGGAGCGUGCUGGUCAAACUGAACGUUGCAAACUGGGACAAAGCCUAUUACAUAGUCCACACAUAUGUGUUCCCUCUGACCGUCUGCUUGGCUCACACCAACAGCUGCCUGAACCCGAUUAUUUAUUGCCUCAUGAGGAAGGAAUUCAGGAACAAACUGAGAAGUCUGAUAUACAGAGGAUAGUUUCGGAGAUUUGAGAAUAAAGUGAUGACAAAGCGCAAAGUGCGCACUGCAAGAAAUGGGCCUGGAGUGAGAGAGCAGACCUGUCACAAGGCACAAUGAGAACAAGGAUUAUCAUUUCAAGACUACUUACUUCAUUCUGUUCAAUGAAUAGUGGGACUUGCAUCAGCGCUUCUUGUCUUUAAGGGGUUGCAUAAUGUGGUACGUUUCAAUAGUGAAACAUUUAUAGCUGGUUUUGGGCUUUGCGCGUAAUUGCUAAGUUUGUGUGUGAAUUUCAAAGCGCACUGUUGCUUUGCGUGUUAAACAACCAUUAGGUGUGGUGUGUCUCUAGGCUACAGUAAGUGUGCGUAAUUGCGCAUUAGUGUGCUCGCAUUAUAAUUGAACUGAACUGCGCUUUUGUGCUUUUCUGUGAAGGUUUUUGUAACCAGUGCUUGUCCAGGUGUGUUUACCAGAGAACCCCGGAUGCAAACACCGCCCCCCUCCACCAUCACAGCUCAUGUGUUUAGGUUAUUUACUACUAUGACAAAAUCAAUCGUUUGGACACUUAAGACAACGAACUGUGUGAAAUAUGGUUGUUGUAA